Molecule: messenger RNA, 2867 nt
Organism: Nicotiana attenuata
Lineage: Eukaryota; Viridiplantae; Streptophyta; Magnoliopsida; Solanales; Solanaceae
Product: UPF0503 protein At3g09070, chloroplastic-like
Exons: 2
Coding region: 289-2199 (636 amino acids)
Cellular component (GO): plasma membrane
Source: RefSeq, a predicted model, not a curated record
UAGGGAGGAUACAGAAGUCAUUACAGUAUUGAGUUUCCGUUAAGAGAACGGAGAGAGGACAGAUUUUCAUUUCAUUCUUCAUUUUCUUUCUGCUUUAAUUUCUCUCUCCCUUCAAUUCUCUUCUUCUUUUUGCUGUCUCUUUACUUUGCCCGUUGUAAGAAGAGAACCCAAAGCUCUCAACAACAACAGCUUAAUUCACAAAUCACAAUCACACAGCAUUUUGUUUCCUUUCUCACUUUCUAUUUACAGUAACAUGAGCAGCGUGCGCAUUGCACAUUACCACCUGGUAUGAAUCCCACCACUACUGCUGACCCAACGCAACCACCGCCACCGCCACUGCCACCGCCGGCGCAGCCUCCUCGUUCCUCCUUCAGCUGUGACCGACACCCACAUGAACAGUUCUCCGGAUUUUGUCCUGAAUGUCUCUGCGAACGCCUCACUACUUUAGAUCCUUCUUCUUCUUCCUCUACUAAUAAUAACCCUUCUUCUUCUUCCUCUGUCCUCAAAUCCCUUUUCUCUAAAACUUCUAAACCCACUUCAUUUUUCCCCGAACUUCGUCGCACUAAGUCCUUUUCCGCUUCCAAAAACGAGGCGUUAAGCUUCUUGAGUGGUUCUAGUUUUGAGCCCCAACGUAAGUCCUGUGACGUACGAGUCCGUAACACUCUCUGCUCCUUAUUUUCCCUUGACGAAGACACAAAAAAGACCUCCUCCCUAAACCCUCAUUCUGAGAAUACUGCUGAUGCUUUUGUCAAUAGACCCGUCCUCGAGUCUAAAGAAGAAGAGGAAGACGAACCAGAAAACGAUAACGCCAACCACAGAGAUAACGGAAAUGUGGUAAAUGAAGAAAUAACUGAAGAGUCCCCUGUGGAAAACAGUUUUGCAGAAAUUGUGGAAGAAGAGGUAGUGAAUGGAGAUAUAUUACUAAAGCCGAUGAAAGAUCAUAUAGAUCUCGAUUCUUCGCAGGCGAAAAAGCAGACUUCAGGAGGAGGAAGGGACUUGAAGGAAAUUGCAGGAAGCUUCUUAUCAGCUGCUUCAGUUUUCAGCAAGAAAUGGCACAACUGGAGGCGAAAACAGAAGGCGAAAAAACGAAACAAUGGUGACAACAACUCAUCUACUACACUCUCAUUGGAGAACCCCAUUUCGAGGAGGAAAUACAACAACAGGGACACUCAAUCGGAAAUUGCUGAUUAUUAUGGAUUCGGAAGAAGGUCUUGUGACACUGAACCUCGAUUUUCUCUCGAUAUUGGGAGGAUUAGUGUUGAUGAUCCCAGGUACUCUUUCGACGAGCCACGAGCUUCUUGUGAUGCCCAUUUUGUCGCGAGGAGCCUUCCGAGGAUCAUCCCGCCUAUGGUUUCAGUGAUAGAAGAUGUGCCAGUGGUUCAUGUUCCACGGGCUGAUGACCAAAUUCCGGUGGAAGAGCCGCGUGUUUCAGUGAGCUGCAUCAAUGAGGAUGGUGAUAGUGAUAUGCCUGGAGGGUCUGUUCAGACUAGGGACUAUUACUUGGAUUCGUCGUCCAGGCGGAGGAAGAGCCUUGAUAGAUCUAACUCAAUUAGGAAAACAGCAGCUGCUGUAGUGGCAGAGAUUGAUGAGAUGAAAGCAGUUUCCAAUGCUAAAGUUCUGCCUGAGAGGGACUCGAAUUCAAAUUCAAAUUCCAAUUCUCUAAGGGAUGAUUUAACGGAGACUUUUGAAUUGACAGGGUUUAAGGAUAAUGCUUCUGGGAUUGGGAUUGGGGAACGUAAAGGGUCAAAAAAAUCGAAGAAGUGGGCGUGGAAUAUAUGGGGUUUUAUACAUAGGAAAAGUAAUGGGAACAAAGAUGAGGAAGAGGACAGGUAUAGUAGAUCAAAUGGGGUGGAGAGGUCAUUUUCAGGAUCUUGGCAAGACAUAAGGAGGGAGACUAAUGGUGAUUUAAGAGGGGGUCUUAAUAGGAAUAUGUUUAGGAGUAAUAGCAGUGUUAGUUGGAGGAAUUCAACUAAUAUUGGUGGUGGAUCUUUUGGUAAUGUGAGGAAUCUUGGCAUUGAUGCUAAUGGUCAUGGUAAAAAGAAAGAUGAUUUUGUGUUGGAGAGGAAUCGGAGCGCAAGGUAUUCGCCUAACCAUAUGGAAAAUGGAUUCUUGCGGUUCCAUUUUGCUCCAAUGAGAGGCAGCCGGAGAAAUUUACCUGCGCAAACUAGGCCAAAUGGGAGGAGCGUGCUUCGACUGUAGUGAUAUCCAAGGAAUCCAAUUUGAGGCUCUGGGUGUACUACAAGUCAGUUAUCUUUCUUGGUAACAAGCGUGAGACUAAGUCAGUUCUGUUUGAGGUUUUCGCAUGGACUUGUUGUUAAGAGGCUCUAUGGUAGUUCAAUCAGAUAAGUUUGGGAGUAAUCCAAUUUUCUUGGGUUGUUUUCGGAGAACUGAUAUUGACACGAUAUGGUUGUUACCAACAAACUUAGCUGAGAGUAUUGGAUGUCAAAGAAUCAGAUUGCUCAUUUUGGAGAGACUGUAAUUUACACAGAUGAAGAUUCAAAUAGAGAUUGAGUAGAAAACCUGAAUCUUUCUUCCUUGGACGUAUAUAAAAGUUUAUCUGAAUUGGUAUAUGUGGUGUACAAAACAUGAGCUUGGUCCGUGGAUAGCAUUACAGCUUAUUUCUUGAUUGAUUGGGGUCUGUAUCUUUUGAGGGGUUAUUGCUUAAUUUUUGAAGUUAAUAAAUUUGUGCAUCUGUGGCAAUGUAAAGUCUUACUAGAGUAGUAUUAUUUUUCAUCUUAGCUUGUCCUUCUCUCUUGAAUCUUGAUAGACCUUCUGCAAUGGUAUCUAAUACUAUCUUGUAUUUCCCAGCUGUAACUAAUGCGGCACCUGCAUAUAAUUUUUAACUGAUUCUCAAGCAAUUUGUAGCA